GGCCCAUUUACUAAGACAGGACACGACAAAGAUCAAAACCUUUGUACCUCACAUAGGAAUUCAGAAAAUCAAAUAUAAACCAAACUUUACCAAACAUUUGAAAAUAACCACUCCUUCAUUUAUUUCUCCUAUAUACAUAAUCUUCACAUAUAAAAAGGACUUUUACCAUCACCAUUUUUUUCAAUCCUCUCUAAAAAUUUCUUGAGAUAAUUAAUAACAAUGCCGGAAAAUGCUAGUGAUAGUCCAAGAAUCUCAUUUUCUAACGAUUUUUCCCACCACGAUUCCAUACCCAUUGAGCAACGUCCAUUACAAUCUCCGUUUGAUAUCUCCAACUUUUAUUGGGGCUUUCCUUUGGAGUUUUCAAUUGCCCGCGAUGCAAUCUCCGGCGAGAGCUCGUGGUCCGCCGAAGAGUUCUUCAACGACGGCAAAAUCCUCCCUAUAGAAAUGAAAAAGAUCCCGGAGCCUAUAUAUCGUUGUAAAAGCGAGAAAUAUAAAACCGGUUUACCCAAACCGGAGAUAAGUCCAAUCGAUGUUGUUGAACCGGUUUUUGAAAUAGAAGAAAUUGGAGACCAAGAAGAUGAGGUAAAGUUGCCAUUACUUCCUUAUAACUCGACCGGUUCGAAUUCUAUGAAGAGUCAGGUUUCGUCUUCUUCUUGUUCUUCCUAUUCUUCUUCUUUAAACGGUAGUGUUCCGAAACCGAUAUUGAAGAAGAACCAUGGAGGUUACAACUACAAGGGAAAUGGAGGUGUGAUUAGGGUGAGCUCAUUUCUUGAUAUGGUUCCUUCGGGGGAUUUGUUUGGUUUAGGUUCGAUAAAUUUUGAUGGUGGAAGAAAGAAGAACAAGAUAAGAUCAAUGUUUUUUUAUUGGUAAGAAUGACUUUUUGUGGAGUUCAGUGAAUUAGUAGUGUUUUAUUCUCUUCUCUGUUUCCUUAACUUUUGUAUUUCAGAAUAAGUAUACGAUGAUGUAUCAUUUCUCUUAAUUAAUACAUGAAGAAUUGUUUAUAAAACUCUAAAUAAAUCUUUUUCUUUAUUAAUAAU
This is a messenger RNA of Arabidopsis lyrata subsp. lyrata, 1037 nucleotides long. RefSeq lists its product as uncharacterized. The transcript has a single exon. Bases 220 to 870 code for a protein of 216 amino acids. NCBI's taxonomy places the organism in Eukaryota, Viridiplantae, Streptophyta, Magnoliopsida, Brassicales, Brassicaceae. The record is from RefSeq and is a predicted model, not a curated record.